GUUCCUAUCCAACCACACACCAUGUCCACUGCGACUCCGACGGGCGGCGGCGGCAGCGCAGGCCAGGGCGCGAGCGCACAGGCGCUGUCGAGGGGCGGAGUCACACCUGCGGGCUCGGCCGCUGCACUGUCGUUUCUGGGAUCACGAUGGAGCGCCGUCGAGGCUGCUGCCAACGACGCAAAGGUUCCGGUGGGGGAACGACCAGAGAUCCAUAGAGAGCCCGCAGCGAGCAAGGCUGGACCCACCACGGGCGGCUCGCAGCCGGCAAAACAGGGCGGGAUUGGAGGUGCAAAGACGCCCGCCUGGGGCGGUGCGGGCACGAAACGUGCUCAGCAGUCAUGAUAUCACUCAUUCAUAGAUGUCUAUCCUAUAGCUGACAGUAAAUGCAGCUGCUGAGGAUUCCCACAAUUACUUUUGUCAAUGAGCAUUAGUUCAAGCAACCUAUCUG
Messenger RNA from Acaromyces ingoldii, 448 nucleotides. RefSeq lists its product as hypothetical. The coding region runs from base 22 to 342 and encodes 106 amino acids. The transcript is spliced from 2 exons. Lineage: Eukaryota; Fungi; Basidiomycota; Exobasidiomycetes; Exobasidiales; Cryptobasidiaceae. The record is from RefSeq and is a predicted model, not a curated record.